AUGGGCUCGAGAAAGUACCUAAAGGAAUGUGUUGUGGAGAUUGAUGUGAUAGAUUGGAAUAAAAUAAUCUUAGAUGAAAUUAUAGAUGGAAUUGAAGAAAUAAUUGGUAUUGGUAAUAUGUUUGUUGUUAUCCCGAGAAAACCUGGUACGAUUGAAGUUACAGUGAACGAUAAAGCUAGUGCAGAGAAACUGAGUGGAGGAUUAUCUAUAGGUGAGAGCAAAUUUGAUUGUAAAAUCCCGUAUUCCCCGUACACAGUCGUGUCCUUUAUGGAUAUCCCCUCAUACAUUGAAGACAGUGUUCUGAUUGAUAAACUUAAAUAUUUUAACAUUGUAAUAGAAGGAGAAGUGAUAAGACAUUAUCACGAUAGAUUUAAAACUAUCGAAAAUGGCACACGACACGUCAAGUGUAUUUUCCACCCUGGUCUAAAGUCUCUUCCCUGGGCUGUGAAAUUGGAAACUAUAAGCGGAAUUAAAAGUUUUAGAGUGCUGCAUAAUAACCAAACCAAAGUGUGUAAUAAAUGCUACUCUGAAUCUCAUAUGAUAGCAGACUGUCCGAAAAUUGUGUGUAGAAAGUGUCAUCAGAUGGGGCAUAUGGGUAAUAAGUGUUCUGUUAAACUUUGUAAUAUAUGCAAAAAUUUGGAAAUAGAGUGCGUGUGUUCGGACUAUUUUGAAGAUGAUAUUAAUAGCACAGUGAAUGAACUCUCAUCAGAAAACCCUACUCUCAAUAAUUCGACCAAUACUCAUGCUGUUGAUAAAUCUACAAGUUUGAACUGCUCAAGUGACCAUGAACAAAAAUCUAAGAAAUUAAGAUUAGACGACGAAACGUUUCAGAUGAUUAACCCCAUCUCAGAAUCUACUCGCGUUGAUGAUAACUCAACUGUGAAAAACCAAGUAGAAAAUGUAGUCACUGUGCUUGUAAGUGAACAACAUUCUUGCGAAGCAGACACACCACUACCCCCUCCACCCCCGCCCCUACCGCCCUCGACACCCCCAAGAUGUGUAUCCCGAAAAAAAUUCCAUAUCAAGGCUGCAGAUGAAAGAUUGAGUGAAACUGAAACUAUAAACCCUCCACCCCCCACUCCUCCACCCCCCUCACCAUCUACAAUUGUGAAACCACGUAGAAACAUCCUUGUUAAAAAGCCCAACAAAGUGCUGGACCUAAAUGUUCAUUUUGUGUGUCCACAAGAGACUUACUGGGAUGCUGAUUUAAUGGGAAUAAUUAAUAGAAAAUGGGAAGGUAGAGUAAUUACGAACAAUUAUGACAGUGUGAAUCCGUCAAGAGGUGUUGCCAUUUUAAUCCGAAAAGAUAUUUUAAAUUCAGUGACUGUUAGCUCAACUUCUUUAGAUAAUGAAGGAUUUUUACCAUUAGGUGUUAUUGUAGAUGAUUUUAAUGAAUCGGAAUGUACAUUAGAUUACAUUGCCAAGAUUGCUAGACAUUAUUCAAUCUGCAAUUCCUGCAAUACAGAAGAAUAUACUUCAAAAUGUGCCCCAGAGCCGAUCUGUAUAAUCAAUGGUGAGGAACUCAAAUUUGAUAAGUUCACAUCUAAGACCCUGUAUAAUAUAUUAAUUAAGAACCUACUUUUAAAGAUGUAUAGAUAUGAAUUAUUUCAUUAG
Molecule: messenger RNA, 1614 nt
Organism: Lottia gigantea (owl limpet)
Lineage: Eukaryota; Metazoa; Mollusca; Gastropoda; Lottiidae
Exons: 4
Coding region: 1-1614 (537 amino acids)
Molecular function (GO): zinc ion binding; nucleic acid binding
Source: RefSeq, a predicted model, not a curated record